Messenger RNA from Schistocerca piceifrons (Central American locust), 5586 nucleotides. RefSeq lists its product as uncharacterized. Gene Ontology annotation, biological process: mitotic cell cycle. The transcript is spliced from 7 exons. The record is from RefSeq and is a predicted model, not a curated record. Lineage: Eukaryota; Metazoa; Arthropoda; Insecta; Orthoptera; Acrididae. Bases 226 to 3900 code for a protein of 1224 amino acids.
UGCAGCUGUUUACGCUGAAGUUUGAAUGAUGUGUUGUGUAGAAAUUAAAGAUUCAGGCAAAGUGUCUGAAGAAAAAGUUUUUGAUGACUUACACGUUAAGUACUAUAUGACGUGCAUGAAUGUACAGUCCAUUCUAAUUUUGUGUUGCGUGCAAUUGGCCACCUUGAGGCCGCUUUUUUUUUGAGGUUGCCGUAGGAGUGCAUCAUGAUGCAAACAUAGUUACGGAUGAAUGUCGCAAACAGAUUCUUGAACACAAUGGCCAUGGAUGAGGAAUUGGAAGCAAAUCAUGCAGAAGAAGAAACUUCUGAAGAAAAUGCAUUAGAAGUUAGUUCAGUGAGUUUUUGUAAUGAGUCAUUUGAGUCUCCAAGUAUAAUGCAAACAUGUUUGGCCGAAGAUUGUGAAAGGUACGGACAAGACUGUGACAGUGUAAACAGUGUGGGGCACAGAAGACACCAGACUUCUUCCAUUUUACGAUCAGGUGCUGAGGAGAAUGAAGCAGAAGCCAUGGAAGUGCUGGAAAGCAACCAUUGUUCAAGCAGUGAAGAAUCUGGAGAUAGUGACAGUGAUGAAGAAAAUGAUAGUGCUUUGUCACCUGUGGCAUUGAUUGGUACUCCACUGUCCACAGGCAAAAAAAAUUCUCAUUCAAAAAGAUCUGCCAAUAAGUGCAUUAGGACUUAUAAUCCUCAACAUGAUUUCUUUGCUGACUGCCCCGAAUUAAAUGAAGCUGAUGGGUUUUUACAGUGGGAUGACAUUGAACCUAAAAACUGUGAAAGUCACUGUACACCUGCCUCAACUGUUAGGUCUGCUAAUAAGACUGACAGUGGUGACAGUUUUGUCACACCAAAACGAAUUCCUGUGUCAGCCAAAAGAAGUAAUAGUAGAACAGCAAAGAAACUCUGUAAACGUAACUUAAAAGUGAAUGAAACAGGGGAGGCUAGUGCUGGAAAAAUUACCAAUACUGAAAGUUUGUGUAUGCUCAUGCGAGGCCGUCGUGUUGUAAGAGAUCUGUUGAGAAGAACAGAAAAUAUGAGGCAUAAAAAAUGUUUGAGACAAAAUUAUGGCUCUCCUGUAAGCGGUGGCAAUGUCAUUGUCAGCCCUGGAGUUCCUGGUAUUCAUCCAUUACCACAGACCCCUGCAAAGACAAGGCUUCCUGAAGACAGAAAUGUACUUGCAGCACAACCUACAACUCCCAUCCUUGAUGCUUAUGAUAAGGAUAGUAACUGCAUUGAUGAACUAGAUCCAACGCAACCUGCCUCAAUGCUGAUUUUGCAGGAUGUCAUUGCAUAUGUGGAAGUGCGGUCUGGUGGUGAUAACAGAUCUAUGGGAGUCAAAGAUCAGUUACAGAGGCUUGGUGCAGUAGUUUCAGACACAUUUUCAGAUGAAGUGACUCAUGUUGUAUUUAAAGAUGGAUUGCCUUCAACCUAUAACAGAGCACUGAGAAGACGUAUCCCAGUUGUUUCAGUGUUAUGGAUUGAAGCCUGUAAGAAAGCAGGGCUGAGAGUUUCAGAAAGGAUGUAUCCUGUGAUAGACAAAACUUCACAAGCAGUUGUCAAACCACAGAAAAAAUUUAGAAAGAUGAAAUCAAUCCAGCCAGAUUAUGAUGGCAAAGUUGAAAGAAAGAAGAAGAAGGUCAGGAAGGAUGUAUGCUUGGGUGCAGAAGAAGAUGCAGCAGAUAGAUGCAAUCAAACAGCUGUCACACCAAAAACGAAAUCCACGAAGUUGAAUAGUAUUCCCGAAAGUCCGAAUAUGACUAGUUGUUUUAAGCUUUUCAAGCAAUGUGUACUGACUGAAGUAAGUACAGAUAGUGACUGUAGUCCAGACAAUUUACGUGUGCCUAAGAAGAAAGUUGUCAAGAAGAAAAAUAUACCACCUGUUCCAAAAUGGGCAAGAAAAUCCUUUAGUGGAAAUUCAGUUGCAGAAACAUUAGUAGGAGUUGCAAAAAUCCGAAGGAAAGAUUUCGAAGAAAUAGUAUCUGAGUCGCCACCAUCUGUGAUAGUACAGCAAGGACCACAUGAUUCACCAUUAGCAUUGCGUCUGCUCCAGAAAAUCUCAUCACCUGCUCUUGAUGCCACAAUUCUAGAAGGAGGUUGCUCAGAUAGUGCUAGUAGCAUUUCGAAUGAAACACCUAAAAGACGGACUGAUAGAGGUGUUACCAGGAAAAUUAUAGGUAAAGAGGAAAGACAAGGCAAAUUUUCGGACUGUGCAUGUAGUAAUGUUUGCGAGUGUUCUGACAGGCUAGAGCGGAAUAUCAUUUCAUCAAAACAUAGUAUCAAAUUAUCUGAAACAAUGAGCAGGAAGGAAAGUACCAGUGAUGCACAGGGGCUCAGAAGAAAGAAUGAAGGUAGUUUAAAGAGGAAAAGGAAUACAAAAGUUUGUGUGAGAAACCCUGUUAAAAACCAGGAUACUUCCAGAAAUCUUUGUCAUUCAUUGGAAGAUGCUGAAAAACAGAAUGCAGGUAGCAAUGUCACAAAUAAUGCUGGAGACAUGGAAAAAAAUCCAUGUGUCAGUAUUCCUGGUUCACAAAAAUGUUCUAAUAUAAGGAAAAGUGAGGAAGGUGAAUCUAGUACAUUAAAUAGCCAGGCUCCUAGAAAACAACAGAGCACUUUAGAUCAGUUUUUUAUUUCAAAGGAAGCUCAUCCAGCAAACAAGAAGUUACCUGUCAGUGGUGCUCCUAAUAGCUCAUUAACAGAUAGUCCAAGAUCUUUAACACAGAUGCAAGAAAGUAUAGUUGAAACAGCAGAGGGAGUCAGUUCCAAAAACCUGACUUCAGAAGUGGAAUUUUCAAAUUCCAAGGAUAGAAAUGUAGCAGAUACUGAAAAUCAAAUGUCUCUACCUGUUGCACCUGUAACUGAGUUUGAAACUGAUGAGGAUGAGUUUUCCUCUUCAGAAUCAGAUUUAAUGAUUCCUGAUGUUGAGAAGUGCAUUGCAACUGUGACUCAGGAUUUGGAAAGAGCAGAUAGUGCAUUGGAACAGCACGAACCUGGCGAGCUAAAACUCAAAGAGAGUUCAAAGCCAGAUAAAGAAGCUGUCCCAAAGAGGCCACUCAAAAGAAAAUUGGUACCUACAUUAGAUGCAGAGAGCUCAGAACCGAUUGUACUUAGUGGCAUUACAGAACUUCAGUUCCAACUUAUGCACCAGAGAAAACGGCGUCGGUGUUCGCUGUCAGAUAUUUAUGGAUUUCAUUUAAACAAAUUAUCUCCAAAGUCCUCUUCAGAACCAGACAUGAGAAAUAUUGGCAGUAGCAGUAGAGAUGAGAGACGUGUGUCCGAUGAUGUGUCGCUGCUUUGGAAACAACGGAAGGCAGCUCGUAAACUUAGAACUCCUUCAUUGCCUUCUCUCGUCUGUACUAGCCUGCACAAAGAGGACGUGGAUUUAGUGACGGCAGUGGUGAAAUCACUGGGAGGCUUUAAUAUUGACAACAAGGUUGGGCCCUUGACAACCCAUGUUGUUUCCGGAGGUCCCCGCCGCACCUUAAACAUGCUAUUUGCAAUUGCAAGAGGCCUUUGGGUGCUUCGCCCUGACUGGGUGCUUCAUUCUCUUGAGGCUGGCUACUGGCUUGACGAGGAGAAAUUUGAGAUGACAGAUUUCUCACCUGUUGUCAUGAAAAAUCGCAUAGAGAGGCAGAGUUUUGGUCCUACAUUUCAGCAAGACUUAUUCAGCACUGUUGGUCCAAUUUUUGUUGUGAGUGACAGUUCCCCACCGAAGGAGGAUCUUGAAGAACUGGUGCAGCUUUGUGGAGGCAAGAUUGUGACUGCUGCUCGUAGUGCAGCUAUUGUUGUUGGUGGCCAAACGAGGAAUAAUAUGGCUAUUUGUGUGUCUGCAAAGUGGAUUCUUGAUUCUAUUACAUCUGGUUCCCUCCAGGCAUUUGUUGAUUAUGAUAUAAUACAAAAUCCAGCCUAAUUGUAUUUAUGUGAUCUUUAUUGCGCAUUCUUGUAUCCAUUUAUUGUGCUGGAACAUCUCAUAAGUAUUAGAUGCGGAUUGUUGAAUGAAUUGCAGCUUAUGAGAAUUUCAUGUUCCUUAGGUUGGUUAUUAUACCAGAAUGUAUGUAGGGUGAUUUCCAAUCUUUGCUGGUGCUUGCCCCAUCAUCACUCCUUUUUUAUAGUUAUUUCCUUUUGAAUAGCAGCUGCUAAAACGUGGAAAAAAUUGAACACAUGAAUUUAUUUUUCAUAGCAUGAGAAAAAAAUACAUCACACUUUUUGUGUCACAGUAAUAUAUGUAGUGGGUUGUGUGCCACUCUAAACACCAUUUGCCGCAUAGCAUUUUAGUAUAUAUAAUGCAGCUUCCACAUUGUGCUGUCAAGAGUCCAUUUUGAAUUUUUUCUUUUUGUUAGUAGAAUGAAGAAACUACUGAUAUCAGUUGUGGCCAUUUGUUGUAAUUUCGUUUAGUAUGUUGUUAUGCUGUUUUGCAUAGGUCUUUUAAGAUUAUUUAAAUCAUUGUAAUAUUGAUUAAAGAAAGCAAUGUAAUUGUUAACUGCAUGGUAUCAGUUUUGUCUAUCAGGAAAUGCUUAUUCUGAUCUAGUUUUUGUUUUCACAUUUUUGUUAUGACAAUUAUUUAUGUGUAAAUUUUAUAUUGGAGCAAUUAGACUUUGUGAUUUAAGUACAAUUCAUUGUGUUAUCCUACAAUGUUGCCCAUUAACUCCAAAGAAUGGACUUGUAGUUCAUUAUUUAAUAAAGCUAUUGUUGUCGUAAUGUAAAAAAGAAAGAACUGUGUUUUCUUUUGCAUGACGGUAUGGUUGUGGAAGAUAAGAACACCUCAAGAGGAGUGAAGACAAACAUGAAUAACAUAUAAAAUAAUUGUUUAUUGCUCUGAAGAGAGUGCAGUUAUUAUAUCAAUAUAUCGCUAAUAUACAAAGUUCUAAAAUACAUUUGUACUAGUUUCAAGCUGCAGAAGAUUAAUGUUGUAAUAAGUGAUAUGUUCUUGGAAGUUGCUUCUGUGGCUGAUAACAGUUGUGCUAUUGUGAAUGAAACCUUCUGAAAAGAAACAAAAUUGCACUCUUCAAGUUCUGGGGCAGUCAAAGAGAACACUUUGGAAGAAGGCAGUUGAAAAUAUGGUUAACAACUGCAGAUGUAAGAGACCACUUAUGAACAGAGGGGUUACAAAUUGCAAACACCUACAUUAGCACAUGUCUAUGGGCCCCCUUACACACACACACACACACACACACACACACACGCACGCACGCACGCACGCACGCACGCACGCACGCACAGAGAGAGAGAGAGAGAGAGAGAGAGAGAGAGAAUUUGUUGUAAUCAGAAACAAUUAAACAAUGAAAUAACUGUAGUGAACCAACAAUAUCCAGUCUUCCAAUAUCUAAAAUUGAAGCAAUAUUAAUGCUUGAUCACAGUCAAUACUUCAUUAAUUUCCUUUGUUCAUAAUUUCCAGUUCUGAAGUUAUUUUAAAUAAUCUGUGAUAACAGAUUGUAUGACAUUGUGGUAUCUCUCUCUAAUGCAUAAGUGCGAUGAGAUGGACUCUGUAAAAAUGUAUGUUUUUACACAUUUUUGUAUAUAUAUAUAUAUAUAUUUGAAUAUGCUUUGUAUCAAAUUAAUAACUCUAUUUCCAUUCACAGUGUAAAAAUUUGAUUGA